Messenger RNA from Neurospora tetraspora, 450 nucleotides. RefSeq names its product Endonuclease/exonuclease/phosphatase. Gene Ontology annotation, molecular function: catalytic activity. The annotation marks the transcript as partial. Lineage: Eukaryota; Fungi; Ascomycota; Sordariomycetes; Sordariales; Sordariaceae. The transcript has a single exon. The record is from RefSeq and is a predicted model, not a curated record.
GCAACGGUGACAGUGAACAACGCCAAUAUCACUUGUGUAUACUGGCACCCGCAAGACAGACAGGCAGAAGCGGCUAGGGAAUACCUACCAACACUCCAACUACAACACACACUCGUGGUGGGAGACUUCAAUGCACACCACCCUACCUGGGACCCCCAAUUUCGACACUCAGGCAGAGGGGAGGCCCUCGAAGAAACCACAGCAACAUGGGGCCUCAAUCUCCUGAACACACCCGGUAUACCGACACACAGACACGCGAACGGGCAAUCCACCCUAGACCUUGCAUUCGGCGUAGAGAGAUCAUACAUGAGAGUAGGCGCGUGGGUGUCGGACCACCGCAAGCUCGUCAUCACAAUCCCGGCGAGAAGAAACAUCCCCCCUCCCAAGAAAUACGCCCUCCCACCUACAAACGCGGAGGACGCGUACGAAGCCCUGAUGAGACGCCUACCC